Molecule: messenger RNA, 3926 nt
Organism: Eupeodes corollae
Lineage: Eukaryota; Metazoa; Arthropoda; Insecta; Diptera; Syrphidae
Gene: alphaCOP
Product: coatomer subunit alpha
Exons: 2
Coding region: 123-3809 (1228 amino acids)
Biological process (GO): endoplasmic reticulum to Golgi vesicle-mediated transport; intracellular protein transport; intra-Golgi vesicle-mediated transport
Cellular component (GO): COPI vesicle coat
Molecular function (GO): protein binding; structural molecule activity
Source: RefSeq, a predicted model, not a curated record
UUUAAUUUCAAAAGCGGAUAAAAAGAAAUUUGUAUAGUUUUAAUUGCAACUAAAGAAGUUUAAAUUAAAAGAAUUAAACUGCAAAAAUAAAGUACGUGACCGUCUUUUGAUUUAUCACCAAAAUGCUGACCAAUUUCGAAUCGAAAUCAGCCCGGGUUAAGGGUUUGUCCUUCCAUCCAAAACGCCCAUGGAUUCUGGUGAGUCUUCACAGUGGAGUUAUCCAGUUGUGGGAUUAUCGUAUGCACACGUUGCUCGAGAAGUUCGACGAACACGACGGCCCGGUACGUGGAGUCGCUUUCCAUUGCCAGCAACCUUUAUUCGUGUCCGGAGGCGAUGACUACAAAAUCAAAGUUUGGAACUACAAACAACGUCGAUGCAUUUUCACUCUGCUUGCCCAUUUAGAUUACGUACGCACUGUCGUCUUUCACCACGAGUACCCAUGGAUUCUGAGUGCAUCGGACGAUCAGACCAUUCGCAUUUGGAACUGGCAGUCGAGGAACUGCAUUUGUGUGCUCACUGGCCACAACCAUUAUGUAAUGUGUGCCCAGUUCCACCCGACCGAAGAUCAAAUUGUCUCGGCCUCACUUGAUCAGACUGUUCGUGUUUGGGACAUUUCUGGAUUGCGCAAAAAGAACGUCGCCCCAGGGCCCGGAGGACUGGAUGACCACCUCAAAAACCAUCCCGGAGCCACUGAUCUGUUUGGCCAAGCCGAUGCCGUUGUCAAACACGUCCUCGAAGGACACGAUCGUGGUGUAAAUUGGGCUAGUUUCCAUCCAACACUACCACUUAUUGUAUCCGGAGCUGACGAUCGCCAAGUUAAGUUGUGGCGAAUGAACGAGUACAAAGCUUGGGAGGUGGACACAUGCCGCGGACAUUACAACAAUGUUUCCUGUGUUCUAUUCCAUCCUCGUCAAGACUUGAUUAUAUCGAACAGUGAAGACAAAAGCAUUCGCGUGUGGGACAUGACAAAGCGUCAAUGUUUGUAUACCUUCCGUCGAGACGGAGAGCGUUUCUGGAUCUUGACUGCUCAUCCAACUCUCAAUCUGUUCGCAGCUGGCCAUGAUGGAGGUAUGGUCGUAUUUAAAUUGGAGAGAGAACGCCCAGCAUACGCAGUGCAUGGAAAUAUUUUGUACUACGUUAAGGAGAGAUUCCUUCGCAAAUUGGACUUCACCACGACCAAGGAUACAGUAGUGAUGCAAUUGCGUGGUGGUGGAAAAUCGCCGGUGCAUAGCAUGUCCUAUAAUCCCGCCUUGAAUGCAGUGCUCCUCUGCACCCGAACCAACAAUUUGGAGAACAGCACUUAUGAUUUGUGUCAAAUUCCCAAGGAGAGCGAAUCGACUUCCCAGAGUGAGACCGAGAGCAAGCGGUCAUCGGGUAUAACUGCUAUUUGGGUGGCACGCAACAGGUUUGCCGUUUUGGAUCGCAAUAGCCAGUUGGUGAUAAAGAACUUCAAGAACGAAGUUACCAAGAAGAUUCCAACAUUCUGUGAAGAGAUCUUCUAUGCCGGAACAGGAAUGUUGCUUAUUCGCGAUCCGGAGUACGUGACACUGUACGAGGUGCAACGCUUGGUAUCGGUUGGAUGCAUCAAACUGGCGAAAUGCCGAUACGUUGUAUGGUCGGGCGAUAUGUCGUUGGUUGCUUUGUUGUGCAAGCAUUCGGUCACGAUCUGUGAUCGGCGCCUGCAGUACUUGUGCACGAUUCAGGAGAAUACUCGAGUAAAGUCGGGUGCUUGGGAUGACUCUGGGGUGUUCAUAUACACCACAAGCAAUCAUAUCAAGUAUGCGAUUACCAAUGGCGAUCACGGUAUUAUCCGUACGUUGGAUUUGCCCAUCUAUAUCACCCGUGUCAAGGGAAAUCAAGUAUUCUGCUUGGAUCGGGAGUGUCGCACUCGGGUUCUGCACAUUGAUCCUACCGAAUACAAGUUCAAACUAGCCCUGAUCAAUAGGAAAUACGAUGAAGUCCUUCACAUGGUUCGAAAUGCUCGUUUGGUUGGACAGAGCAUCAUUGCAUAUCUGCAGAAGAAGGGCUACCCUGAGGUGGCCUUGCAUUUCGUGAAAGACGAAAAGACUCGGUUUGGCCUUGCUCUAGAAUGUGGCAGUAUUGAAAAUGCACUGGAAGCCGCAAAGGCCUUGGACGAUAAGGACUGCUGGGACAGAUUGGGUCAAGCCGCUCUUUUGCAAGGCAAUCAUCAAGUAGUAGAGAUGUGCUACCAGCGCACGAAGAACUUCGACAAGCUCUCCUUCUUGUAUCUCAUCACUGGAAAUCUCGAGAAACUGAAAAAGAUGAACAAAAUUGCGGAAAUUCGCAAAGAUGUGUCUGCCCAAUACCAGGGUGCCCUAUUGCUCGGCGAUGUCCAGGAAAGGGUAAAUAUUUUAAAGAACUGCGGCCAGAUGUCUCUGGCGUAUCUGACAGCGGCAACUCAUGGUCUCGAUGACCAAGCUGACGUCAUCAAGGAAACCAUCACGAAGGAGGGAAAUGCUUUGCCGGAAGUGAAUACAAAUGCGGUGUUGUUGAAGCCUCCAGUGCCAAUUCAACAGGUUGAAAGUAAUUGGCCACUUUUGACGGUUUCGAAGGGCUUCUUUGAGAGCGCGUCAUUAGCGAAGGGCUCGAAUGUCCGACAAGCUCUGAAUAUAAGUGAGACUGCGGCAGUUAUCGAAGAUGCCGGCGGUGAUGGCUGGGGAGCCGACGCUGACCUAGGUCUGGACGAACAAGAUGAUGAAAUGCACGAUGCUUUGGAGAAUGAGGAAGUUGCUGACACCGAAGGAGCUGGUUGGGAUGUAGGUGACGAUGACUUGGUAGUUCCCGAGGAACUGGCUCAGAAAAUCAAGACAAGUGCUAGUGAUAGCGGAUUUUAUGCUGCUCCAAAUAAAGGUUUAUCCCCGCCUCAACACUGGGCCAAUAAUUCGCCACUCGUUGUGGACCACAUUAAGGCAGGAUCGUUCGAGAGUGCUUUUAAAAUGCUAAACGAUCAAAUAGGAGUGGUCAAUUUCAAGCCUUUCAAGACCUUAUUCCUGCAUAAUUUCAUCGGUUCAAUGGCUAGCUUCAAAGCAAUGCCAAAUGUCAAGUCACUAAAAGCAUAUCCCCUCCGCAACUACACAGAACCGAAUUCCAAGAAUGGCAGACCUGCUUUGGGUAUAAAAUUAAACGAUCUUGUACAGCGCUUGCAAGCUGGAUAUCAGCUAACAACCACCGGCAAAUUCACAGAAGCCAUUGAAAAAUUCCAUUCAAUCUUGAUAAGCAUUCCCCUCUUAGUUGUGGAGACCAAACAAGACAUUGCCGAAGCACAACAAUUGCUUAAAAUCUGUUCGGAAUAUAUUUUGGGUCUAAAACUCGAAACCGAACGCAAGGGACUUCCCAAGUCCACUCUCGAAGAACAGAAACGUCUCUGCGAGAUGGCUGCCUACUUUACACACUGUAAAUUGCAACCUGUUCACCAAAUCUUGACCCUUCGAACCGCUUUGAAUAUGUUCUUCAAGUUGAAAAACUACAAAACAGCUUCAUCGUUUGCCAGACGACUUCUCGAAUUGGGUCCAAGGCCAGAGGUGGCACAACAGGUGCGCAAAAUACUACAGGCAUGCGAAGUUAAUCCUGUAGAUGAACAUAAUUUGCAGUACGAAGAAUUCAAUCCGUUUAACAUUUGUGGCAUCAGCUAUAAGCCGAUUUACAGAGGAAAGCCUGAAGUGAGCUGUCCAUUUUGUGGAGCUUCUUAUGAUCCAAAAUUCAAGGGAAGUUUGUGUAAUGUGUGUGAAAUAAGCGAGAUUGGAAAGGACUGCAUCGGAUUAAGAAUAUCUACUUUGCAAUUCCGUUAAAAAUCAAGUAUAUCAUUGAAUGAUUAUUUUCUUUUUCUGUCUUAAUAUAAUUUUACCAAUAUUGUAUCCAAUGCCUAAUAAAUAAAUAUAUGUAUUUAGUCGUUUCUAUAGCCUUUA